AUGUCCAAGAUGGGGCGACGAUUCGGCGGGGAUGGAGAAGCCGGGGGCGGACCCCCACCCCCACCACAACCACAGCCAAUCAAGACCGGCGCUGGCACGAAGCCAAAGGUUGCUACUCCUCAAGUGGUCGCCAAGAUUGAGCAGUACAAGCGGGACAAUCCGACGAUUUUUGCGUGGGAGAUUCGGGAGCGACUAAUUAGUGAAGGUGUCUGCACCACCCCACCAUCAGUAUCCUCCAUCAAUCGUAUACUUCGUACUCGAGCAGCUGAACGCGCAGCCGAAGAACUCACCAUCAUCCUAAACGCCCAGCACAAUCGGCCACCAAACUUCGCCAGGCCCAUGCCGAAUGUACUCCCCCCACUACCGUACCCGCCGCUUUGGCCAGGUCUUCUCCUGACCCCCGGCGCUUUCCCACCAAAUAUGGGUCCAUUUCAAGGCUGCUCUAACACUUUGAAUUUACUUGCUGCGCUGACGGGGCAGUUGAAUCAGCUACAACAAUCCGGAUCUACAAAUGGUGAUACAUCACCGGCUGAAACUGUCGCCAUGAGUGAAGAAGAUCAAACGAUUCGACGCGGUAGCAGAAGUCAAUUUACUUCGGGCCAACUCGAAAUCCUCGAAGCCGCCUUUGAAAUUGACCCCUACCCCAGCAACGCCGAACGCGCCGAGCUCGUCAAGAAAACCCAGCUCCCAGAUGCACGUAUUCAGGUGUGGUUCUCCAACCGACGCGCAAAAUGGAGACGUCAUUUGGAAACCCAUGAAUCAUCGCCUAUGCAAGACUCUAAUGAAGACCAGACAAGUGAUGCCGAGAAGAGUCCAAAAGUGCUGAGCACCGAUGAGGAAGGAAAUUCGGGAAAACGGAAGCUGGAGGCUACGGAAAGCCCAGAAGAGCCGAUGGUGAAGCGCGUUUUUCGGCCCUACGAG
Molecule: messenger RNA, 921 nt
Organism: Mesorhabditis spiculigera
Lineage: Eukaryota; Metazoa; Nematoda; Chromadorea; Rhabditida; Rhabditidae
Source: the annotation of a GenBank genome assembly